Siniperca chuatsi (mandarin fish) is the source of this 1624-nucleotide messenger RNA. RefSeq names its product secretory calcium-binding phosphoprotein 1 (gene scpp1). The transcript is spliced from 9 exons. The record is from RefSeq and is a predicted model, not a curated record. Gene Ontology annotation, biological process: ossification; cell adhesion. The coding region runs from base 223 to 1089 and encodes 288 amino acids. Lineage: Eukaryota; Metazoa; Chordata; Actinopteri; Centrarchiformes; Sinipercidae.
CGACAGUAGAGAGACAUCCGGAAGGAAGUGAUGCAAUCAUUUUCAAUCAAGGUUACUUAUAUACAGCUGUCCUUGGAGUUUCCUACAGCAUAUCCACACAUCGUGCUUUCACUGCCUCAACCGCCAGCUUCCAUACAGAAUAGACACUGGGUUCUCCUGUUUGCUGAACAAGGACCACUGACAACUUUCUGGCACUAGCUCUGAAUCUAACGGACAAAAAGAAUGAAGGUUACCAUAAUAACAUUUUGCCUCAUUGGAGCAGUUUUUGCCAAUCCAAUUUCAUUCAAUGCAGUUUUGGAAUCAAGUGAGCUGGACCCAAACACGACUGAAAGUUUGUCUGUUUCACAAUCAUCUGAAAAUGACACCUCCGAGCUUCAGAGCUCUGAAGAAAAUACCUCAAGUCAAAGUCAGAGUUCAGAGUCAGAAUCUUUAGAGACCACAUCAGAGGACAAGACCUCAGAGGAGAGUAACAGUCAAUCAGAUGAGGAUGACGGGACAGACUUUGCGGCUGAAACCAGAGAUAACAGCAUGGGCAGUGAGGAGAACGUUCGAAAGAGUUGGGUUCGAGUGUUUGCAAGUGUCAUCAAAGUCCUGAGCGCAGAGGACAACAGCAGUACAGAGGUCAAGGGUCAGUCAGACCACCUGACUGCGAAACAGCCCACUCAUACCUCCACCAGCGACACUUUCAGACAGAGGACCAACACCACUCAGGGUCACACAAACCUGCCGCUGGUGGAGAAUCCCACCCACAGCAGUGACACCACCAGCGACAGCGCAGACACCAGUGACAUUACUGGUGUAACAGCCGUCACCAGCAACAGCAGUGAGAGCACCAGCAGUGAAAGCAACGAGACCAAUGAGAGCAGUGAGAACAGUGACAGCAGCGACGCCAGCAAGAGCUCAGAGGAGAGUAAUGCCAGUGACAGCUCCGAGCUGGAACAAGUCAAAACCCAAGACUGUGUGAAUGGAACUCAGAGCUGUGAAAGCGAAGAGUAUAUCUUCCAGGAUAUAGGCGACGACGCUCAUUCCUCAGUGGACAAUCUGAUGGUGCCAGAUGAGGAUGAAAGGGAGUUAAGUCUAAGGAGAUGAUGGCAUGCACUUGUGCAGCUCUACGUUUCCCACUAUGAACUACAACACCAUUAACUGACCUGCCUGAAGACUUCAGGAUGACAUGUUUGCGCUUGCUCAUCGCUUCUGAAUGAUGAUUUUGGCAUUAUAAUGUUAAUUGCUUCAGCUGACUUUUUUGUGUGUGAUUAUUAUUGUGAUGAUGAUGUAGCCUAAGCAUUUACUUUGUUUUGAUAAUAUAAUAAUAUAUAAUAAUAUAACCAUGGUAUUGGGUGCUUGCGUGUUUUUAUAUAAUCAUUCAGACAAUGGCAGUAGUGGACUGUACUUAAGUACAUUUUUGAAGUGCUUGUACUUUGCCUAAAUAUUUCCAAUUUAUGCAACUUUGUACUUUUUACUUCACUGCAUUUAGGCUACUGUAUUUAAUAACUAGUUGCUAGUAACAGAUUAGCCUACAAAACGUGAUCAGCCUCUAAAAUGCAGCAUAUAAAGUAGUUCAAAUUAGCUGUGUCCGCAUCUGUAAUGAUAAUCCAAUUAUUAUUAAAAUAUACAGUAUAUUUGA